Hibiscus syriacus is the source of this 2145-nucleotide messenger RNA. RefSeq names its product transcription factor GTE12-like. Lineage: Eukaryota; Viridiplantae; Streptophyta; Magnoliopsida; Malvales; Malvaceae. Gene Ontology annotation, molecular function: protein binding. The record is from RefSeq and is a predicted model, not a curated record. The coding region runs from base 139 to 1875 and encodes 578 amino acids. The transcript is spliced from 11 exons.
UUUGUUCUCUCUUCCGUCUCUUUGUUUCCCCCUUUUUUAAACUCUCUAUUAGAUCCCUCGCUGUCGAAUCGAUCUAUCGAUUGAGCAAUUGGUUGAAGAUUUUCCGGCGCUUGUUUGGCUUGAUUUCUGGUUUACAGAAUGAUUGCUACUGGAAGUGCUAUGCCAAAGCUGAAAUUGAAGAUCAAGUUCCCUUCUCAGAAGGUAGAAGCAAGUCCAGCACCACAAUCUUAUGAGUGGGACCAGCAACCGGGUAGUUCUUGUGAUGGAAGAAAUACAUCAUCUGCUGGUAAUUCUAAGGAGACUUCAAGUGCUUUCAAACGCCGACCAGAAGGGAUGAGUGUGGGUGGUCCACCAGAAAAGAGACGGAAGAUGGACCGUUGCAUGACUCAGCAGUGUUCUGCCCUACUGAAAGCACUGAUGAAACAUCCAGCUGGUUGGGUUUUCAAUAAACCAGUGGAUCCUAAGGCAUUGGGGAUUCCUGAUUAUUUUUCCAUAAUAAAGAACCCCAUGGAUUUGGGUACAGUUAAGUCCAAGCUUGCAAAGAAUAUUUAUAUUGGCACCGAUGAGUUUGUGGCUGAUAUCAGACUAACGUUUUCUAAUGCCAUGCUGUAUAAUCCCCCAUCUAAUAAUGUUCAUAAAAUGGCUAAAGAAAUGAAAGAUGUUUUUGAGGCUAGAUGGAAAUCUUUGGAGGAGAAAUGUAAUGAAGAAAAUUUGAAGAUCGGGAAAGGGAAAAUUAUGAUCAUGCGACUGAAAGAUGUUAAUGAAUCAAGACAGAGUUGUCCUAAAACACUGCUAUAUCGAAAUAGUUCUCUUCCCAAGAAGUCAAGGGCUUCUGAGGAGAAGGUUGCUAAGGUGCCUCUGAAUGUGAGAGCAGCUGAGGUUGAGCUUCCUAAAAUGGCACAGAACUGUGUGAGCAAAUUGGCAGGAAAAAGCUUACAAAGAGGCACCGCUACUGGUAGUGGUGGAUUUUCUCAUGGGUCUAUCAAUGCCAAGUCACCAGUGAGCCCAGGUGCCUCCAGAUGCAGUUUCUGUGGCAGCAUUAAGUGUCAGUGUAGCCUUCCAAAUGAUUCAUUCCAUGCAUCUUCUAGCGAUAUGACUUCAGAAAGAUCAUUGGGUGGAGAUCUUAGAGUGUGCAGUGCUGAUGUCUCUGAAUUGGAUUCCCAGGGAAAAAGCACAUUGACUUCACAAAUGAGCAAGUCUGAUCAAGAUUCUAAUGGGGAUGUAAGUGCUUUGGAUGAUGAGAAUGUAUGCAACAGUUCUCAACUUACAACUCCAACUCCAACAGAUGCUGCUUCUGGUGAAGGAUUGUCAACUUCUAUUUUUGAUGUGAGGUUGUCACCAAAGAAGGCUCUCCGGGCUGCAAUGCUGAAAACUCGUUUUGCAGACACUAUUUUGAAAGCUCAGCAGAGGGCACUACUGGAUCAUUGUGAUAAAACUGAUCCAGUGAAGCUGCAGCAGGAAAAGGAAAGAUUGGAAAGAAGGCAGCGUGAAGAAAAGGCAAAAAUCGAAGCUCAAAUAGUAGCCGCUGAAGCAGCUGCAAAAAUGAAGGCAGAGGUCGAGCUGAAAAAGCAACGAGAAAGAGAAAGAGAAGCUGCUCGAAUUGAAUUGCAAAAGAUGGAGAAAACAGCUGAGAUUGAGCAGAACUUGGAGAUUUUGAAAGAACUUGAGAUGCUAAGUGGAUGCUCCCUUUCUAAUAAUCAAUCGCAUGAUCUUAAGAAAGAUUCUGAGAAGGUGAGUGGAGCAUUAUAUGAAGGAAUUAUUGGGAAUCCACUGCAACAGUUGGGUUUGUUCAUCAAGGCCGAGUAUUCUGAAGAUGAGGAUGACGAGGACGCAUUUCUGAAUGAAGAUGGUGAAGAGGGGGAAAUUCUGUCAUAAAAAAUAGUAGUUUCGAUUGCAGCAGCCCUUUGUUCCAGUUCCCUGUUAAUAAUAGUAAGAAAAAACCAAAAAAAUAGUCAAUACGUAGUAGGAAACUGAAUUAACUAAAGCAGACACUAUUUAUACAUAUAUAUUAGAGCUAGAGAUUAUCUCCAGUUUCAUGAGCAGUGUGGCUACUCUUUCGUUUUUUGCUAAAUGUUCCUUAGAUGUUACUCUUUGAUUUUCUGUAUAAUCGAUAAUUUAGAAGAAAAGAUAUGGGUUCUGUUUUCA